Molecule: messenger RNA, 2286 nt
Organism: Rhincodon typus (whale shark)
Lineage: Eukaryota; Metazoa; Chordata; Chondrichthyes; Orectolobiformes; Rhincodontidae
Product: dual oxidase maturation factor 1-like
Exons: 8
Coding region: 147-1115 (322 amino acids)
Biological process (GO): protein transport
Cellular component (GO): endoplasmic reticulum membrane
Source: RefSeq, a predicted model, not a curated record
GAGGCUAAAUUUAAAACUACUCGAGCCAGCCGCAGAGUCAAUUCUUUGCAGCGACUUGCAGGUAGCUCCCAGCGAAAAGUCGAAUUGUUGGAACUUUUGUAACUUUUUCGUCGCCUUUGCCCAGGUAUAUACAAAGGACAACAGAGAUGACUUUUUAUGAUGGUAUUUUCCCCUUCUAUCCAACGUCAAGAACACCAGUGGUGUUCAACACCAUCCAAAUUGUGGUCAUCAUUAUAUUUUUAGUCUUCCUGGUGGCCUUUCUUGUCAUACUGAUCGGCAUUCGUGGGAUUGAAAAACUACACUGGUUCAUGAGGGUCACCCUGAGUCUCUUCAUUGGUGCCGUCAUUGUUGCUGUCAAUUUCACCAAUGACUGGGAGAGAGGUUAUGCCAUGGUGAACACAACAUAUAAAUCCUUCAGCAAUGAGAAAGUCAAAGCAGAAGUUGGGAUUCACAUUGGGUUGAAAGGAGUAAAUGUAACUCUGAAAGGACUCCCUGAGACUCAACUUCAUGAAAUCAUCAACUACAACGAAGAGUUUCUUUGGCAGUUUGGAUUGAACUAUGAAAGCCAAUAUCGCAAAGGGCUAGAGAGGGGCCUUCCAAACCCAAUUCUGUACAUAGCAGAGAAGUUUACUCCCAAUAGCCCGUGUGGUGUGUAUUCGCAGUACAGGGUCUCUGGACAGUAUGCCUCUGCUACAAUGUGGGUGGCUCUGUGUGCUUGGAUGCUUUCCAAUAUCCUUCUGUGGCUGCUUGUCUUUUUAUAUGGAGGAUACAUGAUACUGGUAACCGGCUUUUUCAUGAUUUUCUCGUUGAUCUCAUUUGGUACAACGAGACAUACGCCACUCUGUGCCAUCCAGUUUGAUGAUAUGAAAUUACAGAGCGCCCUUGGGCCAUCCUUUUGGCUAACUUUAGCAACAGCUUUGCUCUGUUUGAUUAUUGGAGUGACCAUUGUGGCCAUGAGCAUCUUUGCUCCGACCAGGAUGAGCAAGGUCUUCCUGAUGAAUGCCAGCAACAAUGAAGAGGACAGCUACGAGACUAGUUUUUAUAACCAGUCUUACAGUGAUGCCUUUAAAGUGAAUCAGAGUUUGCCAUUGGAAGAUCUGGAAAAAGCUGUAUAAUCGAGGGAGAAAAUCUGCCAUGAACUAUCAUCGCCUCAUGAUCUACUUCUGCCUAGUGAACAAACAGAAGACUUGUUUGCUUUAUCAGCAUGUAGAAGUUUAUACCAUGUCUACACACCUAGUCCCUUUCAAAUUCUAACACUAGAGAUUGCCACCUAGCACAGGAUCACAAUUUUUACUUUUUAGUUAGGGUUGUGGGGGGGUGGAGGUGGGUGGGGGGGUUGAUGUUACGUAUGUCCAAUUGCUCUUACUUGGCAAUUUACAUUGUGCACGGUAUAAAAAGUGUUAAUUCACCAAGAUAAGUGGAUAUACAUUCCUCUCUACACCGGGUCUUCCCAAACUAGGUCGAGGUAGGUCAAAGGGUGAGAGCUCGGUGUCGCAAGCUUUUUGCAGCACUUGUAGCUGUGACUUGUAGGUCAGUCUGCUUUCUGACAGUGCUGAGGCCCCCUUUAAAUGUUCGCAGUUUUUUUUAUUGGUGGGUGUGACCUAAUGGACAGCUGUACAAGGCCUGAUUGCUGCUGCUGCAAAGCUAACGGAUAGAUAGGUAUUCACUUUUCAUUUGGAGAAAGUACCAUUCAAUCAAUCGUACCCGCACUUCUGAGGAAGGGUCACCGGACCCGAAACGUUAACUCUGUUUUCUCCUCCACAGAUGCUGCCAGACCUGCUGAGCUUUUCCAGCAACUUUGUUUUUGUACCCACACUCAACUCCAGUCAUCCACAUCACCUCCAGCCUAGAACUAACCUUCCCAGCAAUGUUCAACAGCUAUCUACCUUCAGAUAUUUCAGUCUAAGGGUCAUAGGAAGUCUAAGUCAUUAAAGGGGGUCACACCAGCAAAAAGUCUGGAAACCAUUGACCUAGGCUCUGCCCACCAUUGAUAUGUCCCUUUGCUCAUUUGGUGGCAGUUCCCAAACUGCCAAUGCUGUUCCCAAGUAGCGUCCAGGGAUUGGCUUUCCUUGCAUACUAUCCUGCCAGUUAAAAGCUUUUGUUAUCUAGUAGAAAGAAAGAAAUUUGCAGUGCAGUGCACAGGCCCAUUGACUCUGGACUAAGGUUUAAAGCAUUGGAGUUAAGCAAUUUCAAAUCUUUUGCACUCUCAAUAAAAGUAGCAGGUGCUGCAGGCAAAAUUAAUAAAGUUAAGUGUGACAACUAAAGAAUUCUACAAAGUACUUUUUC